AAGAGGUAGUUGUUAGGUUGUAAACUGAUAAACUGCCUGUUUCCUUUUCUCAAAACCUUAUAACCCAUAAAACCCUUAUUCCCUUCUCUCCAAACAAACCAAACUAGCUAUACUUUUGAAUAACUAGUUAACUAUACUAUUCAAACAUCACAUCCCUAUAAACCUAGAAACGCAUAUAGAGAAAACCCUAAUGGAGUCAUCACCAUCGUCGUCUUCUUCAUCAGUUGUUUCUGAGCUAGAAGGCGCUCUUCUUAAAGACCCGGAUCCCUUUGCCUAUUUCAUGUUGGUAGCAUUUGAAGCCUCCGGUUUGGUCCGUUUCGCCUUGUUGCUGCUACUAUGGCCGUUGAUUCGGCUGAUGGACGUGAUAGGGAUGGGGGAAGCGGGGCUUAAGCUGAUGAUAUUCGUUGCGGUGGCUGGAGUUCGGGAGUCAGAGAUUGAGUCGGUGGCUAGAGCGGUUUUGCCAAAGUUUUACAUGGAUGAUGUAGACAUGGAGGCUUGGAAAGUGUUUAGCUCUUAUGACAAGAGGGUUGUGCUGACUAAGACGCCUAGGAUUAUGGUGGAGCGGUUUGUGAAGGAGCAUCUAAGAGCGGAUGAGGUCGUGGGCACUGAACUGGCGGUCAACCGGUUCGGGUUCGCCACUGGGUUCGUCAAAGCUCAAACUAACAAAGGCAGAUCCGAUAUCUUUGAACGUGUAGCUAAGAUGUUUCUGGAUGAACCCCCUUCGGCCGGGCUGGGAAGGCCAUCUUCGGCUUCUUCAUCUCUUCUAUCUUUAUGCAAGGAACAAAUAUAUCCACCAUUCAUCACAAACCAAAGGCAAGACCACUCCGUCGUCCUCCGCCCACUUCCCGUGAUCUUCCAUGACGGCCGCCUGGUGAAGCUUCCAACGCCGUCGACCGCUCUCCUAAUCAUCCUAUGGAUGCCCUUAGGCAUCCUCCUCGCCGUCAUUCGCAUUUCCAUCGGUUUAAUACUACCAAUGUGGGCCAUCCCUUACGUCUCCCGCCUUUUCGGUGGAAAAGUCUUGGUCAAAGGCAAGCCUCCGCGCCCCGCUGCCGAAGGAAACGCCGGUGUACUCUUUGUGUGCACUCAUCGAACACUAAUGGACCCCGUUGUCCUCUCCACCGUCCUCGGCCGCCGCAUUCCUGCCGUAACAUACUCCAUUUCACGGCUCUCCGAGAUCCUCUCUCCCAUCCCCACCGUCCGUUUAACCCGAAUCCGCCACGUCGACGCUGAGAAAAUCAAGAGAGAGUUAUCCCACGGAGAUUUAGUCGUUUGCCCCGAAGGAACGACAUGCCGUGAGCCUUUCCUGCUGAGAUUCAGCGGUCUUUUCGCUGAGUUGACUGACAGGAUCGUCCCCGUGGCGAUGAACUACCGGGUAGGGUUCUUCCACGCGACAACCGCCCGGGGUUGGAAAGGUCUCGACCCGAUAUUCUUCUUCAUGAACCCUCGACCCGUUUACGAGGUGACGUUUUUGAACCAGUUACCGGCGGAGGCCACGUGUUCGUCUGGGAAAAGCCCCCAUGACGUGGCGAACUACGUUCAGAGAAUAUUGGCGGCCACUCUAGGCUUUGAAUGCACCAACUUUACGAGGAAAGACAAGUACAGAGUGCUUGCUGGUAAUGACGGCACCGUUUCCUACACUUCUUUUGUGGAUCAGUUCAAGAUGGUGGUCAGUACCUUUAAGCCAUUAUUUUUUCACUAGUUUGGCAGAAAUGAAAAAACAAAUGGAGCCAUAAUUAUUAUUUCUUGAAUUUUUUUUUUCCUUUUUUGGUAUGUAUAAUUUUGGGUUUUGAUUUCAAUUAUUAUUUUGUUGAAGUCGUUAAAUAAUUGAUGUACCAAAGGUGUACUAAUGUUGAUUACUUCUCAUUAAUGUUAACGAUGGUCAUCCUUUGGGACUUAUUAAUUUUGAGUUUUAUAAGCAAGUAUUAUA
Molecule: messenger RNA, 1927 nt
Organism: Humulus lupulus (European hop)
Lineage: Eukaryota; Viridiplantae; Streptophyta; Magnoliopsida; Rosales; Cannabaceae
Product: glycerol-3-phosphate acyltransferase 5-like
Exons: 2
Coding region: 191-1699 (502 amino acids)
Biological process (GO): cutin biosynthetic process
Cellular component (GO): membrane
Molecular function (GO): glycerol-3-phosphate 2-O-acyltransferase activity; phosphatase activity
Source: RefSeq, a predicted model, not a curated record